This is a messenger RNA of Dichotomopilus funicola, 1560 nucleotides long. RefSeq names its product catalase-domain-containing protein. Bases 1 to 1560 code for a protein of 519 amino acids. The transcript is spliced from 5 exons. The record is from RefSeq and is a predicted model, not a curated record. Gene Ontology annotation, molecular function: catalase activity; heme binding. Gene Ontology annotation, biological process: hydrogen peroxide catabolic process; response to hydrogen peroxide. NCBI's taxonomy places the organism in Eukaryota, Fungi, Ascomycota, Sordariomycetes, Sordariales, Chaetomiaceae. Gene Ontology annotation, cellular component: cytoplasm; mitochondrion; peroxisome.
AUGGCUCCUCCGCUCUACACUCUUGCAGAAGGCCGCCCCUAUCCCGAUGCCUCGACAGCCCAGCGCUUCAGCGAUGGCUCGCCGGCCAAGGGCCUCGCGCUGUUGCAGGACACCCAGCUCAUCGAGACCCUGGCCCACUUCAGUCGGGAGCGCGUCCCCGAGCGCGUGGUCCAUGCCAGCGCGGUGGGCACCUGGGGCGAGUUCGAGGUGACGCACGACAUCUCGCACCUGACCUCGGCCAAGUUCCUCACGGGAAUCGGCACCAAGUCCAAGACGCUGUCCCGUAUCUCGACGGUCGGCCCCGGGGCCGGCAGCGCCGACACGGUGCGCGACGUCCGCGGGUGGGCGCUCAAGAUCUUCACAGAGGAGGGCAACCAGAACUUUGUGUUCAACGACAUCCCCGUGUUCUUCGUGCGCGACCCGAUCAAGUUCCCGUCGUUGAACCGGUCGCACAAGCGCCACCCGGCCACCAACAUCACAGACCCGACCAUGUUCUGGGACUUCCACUCGCAGAACCAGGAGGGCAUCCACGCGCUGAUGCUACUGUACUCCAACCGCGGCACCCCCCAGUCGGUGCGGCACGUCAACGGCUACAGCGGCCACACGUACAAACUGACCAAGCCCGACGGGACCUUCCACUACGUCAAGUUCCACUUCAAGACCAACCAGGGCACCGAUACGCUGACGGAGCAGGAGGCGGACAAGCUCGCCGGCGAGGACCCGGACUUUCACAAACGCGACAUGUGGGACAAUAUCGCCAAGGGUAAUUAUCCGUCGUGGACGCUGUACAUCCAGGUCAUGACGCCUCAGCAGGCCGAGACGUACCGCUGGAACAUCUUUGACAUGACCCGCGUGUGGCCGCACAGUGAUUUCCCCCUGCAGGAGGUCGGCAAGCUCACCCAGAACAAGAAUCCCGACAACUACUUCGCCGACAUCGAACAAGCGGCCUUUUCGCCCUCAACCAUGGUCCCCGGUAUCGCGCCCUCAGCCGAUAUAAUGCUCCAAGCCCGCAUGUUCGCCUACCCCGACGCAGCCCGCUACCGCCUCGGCACCAACUACCAACAACUCCCCUGCAACCGCCCUGCCGUCCCCGUCUACUGUCCCUACCAGCGCGACGGCCAGGGCACCAUCAACGGCAACUAUGCCGGUGACCCCAACUACGUCCGGUCCGCCCUCAAACCGCUGGCGUUUUGUCCUGUGGAUAAAGGGCUGCCGGGCCAGACGCCGCAGCAGAAGGUGCUGGGGCAAAAAGAGAGUGGUAAGGGCGGUACGGCGGCUGCGGCGGGGCCGGAUGCGAAGCAUAAUAUUUGGGUGAUGGGGACGGUGGAGGAUUAUGCGAGCGAGGUUACGGAGGAGGACUUUGAGCAGCCGAGGGAGUUUGGGGAGAAGGUGUUGGGGAAGCAGCCCGGGCAGCAGGAGCAGUUGGUUAGUAAUGUGGCUGGGCACUUGGGGAAGGCGGACCCGGCUGUUUGGGAGGCGACUUUUGACAUGUUCUCCCGGGUUACUCCUGAGCUGGGCGAGGCUAUUCGCAAGGCUGUGACGUCUAAGGCCCAGAAGUGA